Molecule: messenger RNA, 3276 nt
Organism: Amphibalanus amphitrite
Lineage: Eukaryota; Metazoa; Arthropoda; Thecostraca; Balanomorpha; Balanidae
Exons: 6
Coding region: 918-2558 (546 amino acids)
Cellular component (GO): nucleus; RNA N6-methyladenosine methyltransferase complex
Molecular function (GO): methyltransferase activity
Source: RefSeq, a predicted model, not a curated record
GUUGUCAUGGUUACAGGCAGCAUUGCGAAAUUCAAGGCCAUAUUGGAAAAUUGAUAUAAAGUGGUAAGGGUUGAAUGAGGGCAAAUUUUUGCUUUAUUUGUUCUGUUGUUAUUGAGCUGCAUCUCAUUUGAUAUGUGGUUUUGUGCUGCAGCGAUAUACCUGGAUUUGCUAUGAAGUAACUUCAAAGUAUCUUGAUCUGCAGAGAAAUGUCAAAGAAGGAUAAGGAUGCAACUCUCUGCUGUGAAGUGACACAUUCAUUCAUGCCAGUCCCACUACCUCCAGAUGACCCCAGAUUCAAGCAACGUGUCGAGAACACCUUCCGCCUGGAUCCGGAGGCCAGCGAGAGGUUCAGGUGCGGCCACGCCAAGGACCUUGUACAGGCGCGCCUGACGGAGGCCCUGCAGGGGGUGCAGUACGACGUGGAGCAGGCCCGGUCUCUGGCAGUGAGCAUCGCCAACAACAUCAGACUGGACCUGGAGCAGCUAUACCUGCCCAGGUAUAAGCUGGUGGCACACGUGCUGAUCAGUGAGCGGCGCGACCAGGGCCUGGCGGUGGGAUGCCGCUUCCUCUGGGAUGACGCCAAGGACAACUUUGCUACGGCGACAUUCGAGAACCAGACGUUGGUCGCUGUGGCCGCCGUGUUCGGCACCUACUGCGAGUGACGAUACUGGGACUGUGUUGGUUGCAUAUGGAUGCGAGUGAUGACGCUCAGUAAACGCCAGUCAGUGAUUCAUUGUGACAAUUAGUGAAGGCAUCAGACGUCAGUGUGAUGUCAGUGACGUGGGUCACUGGCCUGGAGGUGAUGUGAGAAGGCGACAUUGACCAGUGGCUACAACUGACUUACUUUUGAAUUGUGAUUUCAACUUGUUAGGUCGAUGUAUCAAGGAUAGAGGGUGGAUUGUUAAGGCCUUGUACGAAUGCUGGCUCCACCGAUAGGCUUUCAGAACAUAUUACAUAACAGUGAGAAGGGUGUCAAAAUGGGCGACACAGCUACGGAAGAAACUGUGAACGACACGCCCUGCAUCGAUGUUCGGACUAGCCGGAACCGUGAUGGAGACGAUAAAUGUCUCGAUCCGGUCGGGACAGUGGAUGACAGUGAAACCCGAACCAUGAGCGAGAAGAACGACAGUGAACCCGCUAACACUGAAGGGCAGGAUGACGAAUCUAGUGAAUGUCGUGACAAUGAUGCGUCUCCGUUACGUAGAGACCAUGGUUCUGGUGGAGACGGCUGUGACGGACCUGCAGUGGAUUGCGAGCUCAGCGGUACGUCUCCUGACCAGAGGGACGGUGGCUCUGAGACUGCCGGCGCCGCGGAGAGGCCCCACAGCUCCGGGUGGCUGGUGGACGAGCCGGCCCAGCUGUCACGGCUGUACGGCGCCGCGGGUCUGCGGCCCGACCUCCGCCUGUGGCGGAUCGCCACUCCGUUCCUGAUGGACCAGCAGGCGGCCGCGAUCGCCCGGGAGAUGGAGACUGGUCAGACGGCGGUCCGGCGCCGGAGGAGGCCGCCGCCGCCUCAGACGGAGGAUCCCGUCACCGCCGGCGCCGCCCGGCUGCUGACCGAGCUCCACUCCACCGCCGACAGUCCCACACCGAGCGAGUACCGGGAGAACAACAGUGCGGCGCGUCGGGCGGCGAGGGAGGUACUGGAGGGGUCCGAGGAGCCGCUGACUGCUCCCCGGCAGGGCGGUAACCCGACGGACGAGCCGUGUUUUAUGGAGAGCGGCGGACACCGGUACGUACUGCCGGCUCGCAGCGCCUUCCUCUGUGGUGACGUCACGGCGGCGUUUGAUGACGUCACUGUGGUCAGUCAGCUGCUCGGCGACGGGCCGAGGUUUGACUGUGUGCUGCUGGACCCGCCCUGGAGCAACCGAUUUGUGAGGAGAAAGCGGAAACGGCACGGUUACCGGUCACUGGAGGCCGCAGAGCUGGCCAGUCUCCCGCUGCCUCGGCUGGCCGCCCCCGGCGCUCUGGUGGCCGUCUGGUGUACUAACAGUACCGCACACGGCCGCACGCUGCGCCACACGCUGCUGCCCGCCUGGGGCGUCCGCGAGAUCGCCCUCUGGCACUGGGUCAAGGUGACCCGUUACGGUCGUCCGAUCACCAGCGGCUCGCACCACUCCAAGCAGCCGUACGAGCAGCUGGUCCUGGGCCGACUGGGCGCGGCGCCGACCGGUCUGCCGCCGCUGCCAGCCGAGAGACUUAUUGUCAGCGUACCCUGUGCCGUCCACUCGCGGAAACCGCUGCUGCAUGACCUGCUUCGUCCGUACCUGCCGUCCGGGUACCGCGGUCUGGAGGUGUUCGCCCGCGGUCUGGCGCCCGGCUGGACGGCCUGGGGCGACCAGCCGCUGCUGCUUCAGAGGGUGGGAGGUCUGCUGAUCACCCGGCGGCAGGCUGAGGAGGUACAGCAAGCUGAGGAGGCACAGCAGAAGGCCGAGGGGCGACGGCGGGACGAGGAGCUAGAGCAGGCUGAGAAGUCACGAAAGGCUGAGCAGCAACAGAGCGACGAUGAGUUACAACAGCGGACCGAAAUACAUCAGGAUGGAAGGCGGUACGACUAGCAGCAGCAGGAUGGGCAACAUGGCGAACAGCAGGGCAAGCCGCAACAGGACUAUGGACUCCAAGGUGUUGAGCGCCAGUCUAAUAAGAAGCAGGAGCCUGAUGGACAAUGUAAUGCGAAAGAACAGCUGGAGAAACAGCUGGAGGUCCGAUAGAAGUCAGCCUUUGGACGGUUAGGCAUGUGUGACCAAACGAUGAGUCGUUUGAAAAUCUAAUGGUUUAUCGGUGUGACCGCCGGUUAAAUGGUUUACCGUCCGGUCACGGACUGAUUGUGAUGCCGCGAGUGACGUCUGAUACUGCCUGUCGUGCGUUCCAGUCCGCCCAUUCCAGUGUGAUGUGAUGAGCCUGUUGCUAAAAGUUAGUGGUUCGUGAUCUGUGUUAGCUGCUUGUAGUACAAUAUUGCCAGCUCUCAGUGCAAUACCACUGCCAACAGUGUACCAGAAUCAGCGCGUGUGUCGAGCAAUUAUUACCGGGGUAGGCUGCGCACCAGUCUGUAAUGCGUGGUUCGCGCCGAUCCAUUGUUCAAUGUUCAUGGAAAAGGUGUUCUCUGUUAGCCUCUAUUAUGUCUGUAGACUAUCGCCGUUGUCGAAUGAAUUAAAUGUCGCACUGUCCGCCUCGCCGAACCCUUCCCCGAAUCUCCGCUAAUGUUUUAUGUUAUAUUCCGUCUGUCCACAUGUGCUCAAUCGAUCACACAGUACAUAAAGAUCUCGUCGGACCGCG